Mytilus californianus (California mussel) is the source of this 2480-nucleotide messenger RNA. Its product is annotated as protein SGT1 homolog. NCBI's taxonomy places the organism in Eukaryota, Metazoa, Mollusca, Bivalvia, Mytilida, Mytilidae. The transcript has 14 exons. The coding region runs from base 48 to 1196 and encodes 382 amino acids. The record is from RefSeq and is a predicted model, not a curated record. Gene Ontology annotation, molecular function: protein-folding chaperone binding. Gene Ontology annotation, biological process: protein stabilization.
AUGUGCUUCCGAUAUUGGUUUUAAAGUACUAUCUCCCUGUAAACAAGAUGGCUACGGAUAAUUUUGCGAAAGGAAAUGAAGAAUUCGUGAAUGAAAACUACGAGAAGGCACUUGAGUUAUAUACAGAAGCUUUAAAGACUGAUGAUGAGGACAUGAGAGAUGAUUACUAUGCAGCUAGAGCCCAAGUUCUGUUAAAACUGGAAAGAUAUUCAGAGGCAUUAGAAGACACCAACAAAUCAACAGAAAUAAAUCCAAAAAAUUCCAAGGCAUAUUACAGGAGGGGCAUAGCUUUAUUCCAUCUAGAGAGAUAUGAAGAUGCAUUAAAAGUAUUCACUGCUGGACAUGUACUAAAUUUGAAUGCACCAUCACGACAAUCUGAAAACAGUAAUUUCAAUACCUGGAUUAGAAAAUGUGAAGCAGAGAUAGAUUUAUCAAAACAAGAAAAAGGCAGUGGAGCUGAGGCCAGAGUUGGUGUAUCAGAUUCUUCACCAAUGGAAAUAAGUUCUUCAAUAGAAAGUGAGAAAAAAACAGAAUGUUCAUCAAUACCAAAGCCUAAUCCUGCUGAUGCUGUUUUAAAUGCACCAGUUAAAGCUAAACAUGAUUGGUACCAAACACAAACACAUGUCGUCCUUACUAUCCUUAUUAAAAAUGUUCCUAAAGAUGAUUGUCAUGUUGACGUGCAAGAAAAAUCUUUAAGUUGUACAGUAAAGCUACCUUCCGGGAAUGAUUACAGUUUAGAAUUAGACUUGGCUCACAAUGUUAUUCCAGACAAAACACUUACUAAAGUUCUAUCAAGUAAGAUUGAGAUUAAAAUGAAGAAGCAGGCAGAAAUCCAGUGGAAGAAACUGGAGGGUGACGGACAGGAUGAAGAAAAGAUUAAACAAAUACCUGUACAGAAUCCUACUGACACCACUCAUAAAUAUCCAACUUCAAGUCAUAAAACACGUAACUGGGACAAGUUAGAACAAGAAGUGAAAGAAGAAGAGAAGACAGAAAAACUGGAAGGAGAUGCUGCUCUGAAUAAAUUAUUCCAGCAGAUCUAUUCUGAUGGAACGGACGAAACAAAAAAAGCAAUGAUGAAAUCUUUUAGUGAAUCUGGAGGAACAGUAUUGAGUACAAACUGGGGUGAAAUUGGGGAUAAAAAGACUGAAGUCAAACCUCCAGAUGGAAUGGAAUAUAAAAAAUGGGAAUAUUGAACGAAAAGAAUUUACUAUUCAUUUUUGAAGUUUUAUGAUAUGUGAAAGAAUCGGAAAAAGUCUAGGCUUUAAGAUAAAAUGUAGAAAUACCAACUAUGCAAAUUCUGUAAUAAGACUUCAUGUACAAAAGAUGUAAAUGAUGGCUGAAUUUAAUACUGUGGACUAAGAUUUUAUGCUUUCUAUUUAAUGAUAUCAUUGAAUAAUGAAAUGUUCUGUAUUAAAGACAAAAAGUGAUAAUUUUAAUAAAAUACCUAUGAUAAAUUUGGGAUUCUCAAUUUCUGUAGGUUUGUUUUCCAUCUAUACCCACUUUCAAUAGGGGUGAACGAGCCAUCCUCGUAGGUGACACAGUAACACGUAUUACACUCCUGCUUUGAAGGCGGUUAAGUUAACUCUGAUCUUUGUCUGAUGAUACUUUUGUCAAGACUUCAAAUCAUAGCCACCUUAAAUUUGGUAUGAAGCUUCAUGUGAGCAUGCUUUAAUGUGUGAUAAGUUUUACAUUCGUUGAUCAUUAACUUCCUGUUUACUGAACACCUAUAUAUUGUUAUACAUAAUAGCAAUGUAUGAAAUAUUCCUUGCAUUUUUCUCAGGAACUGCCUAUCUGAGCUUCCUGGUUUUAGUAUAAAGCUUCAUGUGAGCAUGAUUAACCAAGAGAUAUGUUUUUACAUCCAUCACUCAUCAACUUCCCGUUUACUGAAUACUUAUAGAGGGUUAUCAUUAGUGAGCAACAGUUAUAUUAAAACUAGUUAUUUAUUAAUUUGCAAAUGAAAAUUAUUGUUAAAUGAUAUUGUCAUGGGUCAUGUAACAAAUGAAAUACAGAUAUUUAUCUUAAACGUGAAUUAAUUUGUUUAAAAAGAAAGAAUUGUACUAGAAAACUAUUUAUAUUUGCUCCAAAGGUGUAGUAUGUCCUCAUAUGUGAAAUGUAUUAUGCACACCUUAAUCUAAAUGUCAUUAUUUUUAAAUUUUAAGGCUAUAUUGUUUUACAAUAUAAUUACAACUGCAUAUUAGGUUCUUUCCUUAUGGAAAGAAAAAAAUUGACUACAAAUUAUUAGUUCAUUCAACUCAAAUUAAAUUUAUGUUAUCUUGAUAGUGAAUGUUGGUUUUGAUUGAAAAAAUUAUACUGAUUGAAACACUAUUGUUUAAUCUUUAAAAGGUUUCUUACAUAAUCUGACUAUUUUGUAUCUGAUUUGAAGUUUUUUGUCUUUGUUUUAUUAUCAUAUUUAUUACAUUACAAUCACUUAUCUGUUAUGCUGUGUCAUCAAAUAAAUCCUAUUUAUUUAUCUCAAA